This is a messenger RNA of Medicago truncatula (barrel medic), 1103 nucleotides long. RefSeq names its product cilia- and flagella-associated protein 20. NCBI's taxonomy places the organism in Eukaryota, Viridiplantae, Streptophyta, Magnoliopsida, Fabales, Fabaceae. Bases 155 to 724 code for a protein of 189 amino acids. The transcript has 6 exons. The record is from RefSeq and is a predicted model, not a curated record.
UAUAAUAGCUUUGUCAUUUCGUCUAUCUACAAUUAAAAACAAAAGAGUAUUUACUUCUCUUUGAAACCGAACGAAGCGUAAACUAACAAGUCCCUCUUUCGCUGAUUCCCCUCUCUCGCGUCCGUUGCUGUUCUUCCGGACGCUCAUCAUCAAAAUGUUCAAGAACACAUUCCAGUCUGGAUUUCUUUCCAUAUUAUACAGCCUCGGGAGCAAACCUUUGCAGAUAUGGGACAAAGAAGUUGUCGAUGGCCAUAUUAAGCGACCACAAGAUGAAGACAUACAAUCUAAUGUACUGGAAAUAAUUGGAUCGAAUAUUCAGUCCACAUACAUUACGUGCCCGGCUGACCCAGCUGCCACACUUGGUAUAAAACUUCCAUUCUUGGUUAUGAUUGUGAAGAAUCUAAAGAAGUACUUCACAUUUGAGAUUCAAGUUUUGGAUGAUAAGAAUGUCAGACGACGAUUUCGAGCUUCUAAUUUCCAAGCUGUCACUAGAGUAAAGCCCUACAUUUGCACUAUGCCACUGAGAAUGGAUGAGGGUUGGAAUCAAAUCCAGUUUAACCUGGCUGAUUUUACCAAGAAAGCAUAUGGGACUAAUUAUGUGGAGACACUAAGAGUUCAGGUCCAUGCAAACUGUCGCUUGAGAAGGAUAUACUUCUCUGAUCGUCUCUACUCUGAAGAGGAACUCCCACCAGAGUUCAAGUUGUACCUUCCAAUGCAGAAAUAAUGAAAAUGUCAUGGGAGGAUGGAAUUGAAGCCAGGAGAUGGUUGAAUGUUAUGUGUAGUUGUGCAUUGGCUUCCUUGCACUAAAAACUGUAUUCUCUAUUCUGUUUCCUCAGUCAGAUUAAGUUUUAGGGUGUUUUGAUGCUUUUCUGUAACAUUGAACUAAAUUUUACUGUUGAUUUGUGCUUUUGUUGUCUUACCAAAGAAAGAGGGUUGAUGUGUUCUGAAUGCUAGAGAAUAUGUUUCUGAUUCCCGAUUAUAGUGUUGUAACAUGAAGAAUAAAUUCAUGAAUAGAUGUCUUUCAUUUCAGGUAGGGGUGAGGGUUGGGUAAACUAUCAUUGCUCCUUUUUAACUAAACAAAAAGUGAUGAAACCAUUCACUUA